AUGCAGGAGCUCAAUCGUAGCUUCUCUAGUUUAUCGGUACAUCAAGAAGCUCAAUCGAGCUCAGGAAUAAAAAAAAGUCGGAGGCCGAAUAGAGCUUUUCAUACAUUUGAAACUAGUAAUGCAAGCUUGCCGAAUUUGAGCGGUUCUCAGUCAAAUUUACCCACAGCUGGGCCAUACGCACAGCAGACACAGCAGACGCAACCUUCUGCAUUCAAUUAUUCAACGCCAAAUCUGACUAGUAAUGGCUCGUUUCAAGCACCCGAAGCAUCAAGUCCGAUUACGUCCCAUUACGUUUCCAAACAAAGACUUGAUGACCAAGAGUCUUUUAUCACCAAUCAUUUCGUGACAUCACAUAACUCUGUUCCACCAUCUGGUACCAGCCAGUUCUACUGCGUGGAUCAGAAUUCGAGUGACCCGCGUAAAAUGGGUCUCACUAUGUAUAAUGUUCCAAAGAACGAGCAGGUCAGAUCAGCGGCAAAACUUCCUAUGGGAGCAAUCAUACAACCAUUUGCUCAUUCUAGUCCUGAUGAUGAAGUCCCUUCGGUGCCCGAUUCCAAAUCAGGAGGUCCUUUGAGGUGCAGGAGGUGUAGAGCGUAUGUGAACCCUGCAUUCUCUUUUACUUUCGACUCGAAGGCGUGUUGCAAUUUUUGCGGAGUUAACACCCAAUUGGCAGAUGAGUAUUCUGUACCUCUAAAUCCUAAUGGUAUGAGAUCAGACCUUUAUGAAAGGCCCGAACUUUUCAAAGGAACUGUUGAUUUUAUGGUCCCAGAAACGUACAAUAUUAAACCAGGCCAAGCAAAUCUCCCUCUUCACUACGUAUUCCUGAUUGAUAUCUCCACCCUUUCCAAUGAAAACAAAUCCUCUUUGGCCAUGAUCGAAGGGGUUAGAACAUGUAUCGAACACAUUGCGGCCAAACAACCAAAUUGUAAAAUUGCUAUCAUGGCUUUUGACAAGCAAGUCAGGUUUUUCAACCUAAGAAAAGAACUUCAUCAGGCCCAGGAGUUUGUGAUAACGGAUUUGCAGGAUGUCUUCCUACCACUGUACAAUGGUCUCUUUUCGAGGCCCGAUGAAUCGAUGCAUGUUAUCCAAGACACUUUGUGCAAGAUUAUCUCAUACAUUGACGACAACAAGUUUUCGCAUCGUUUCGAAGCUUGUUAUGGGUCUGCCUUGAUGGCAGCCAAGAUUGCGAUCGAAACGAUUACCGGUGGUCAAGGUGGGAAGAUCUUGGCAAGUUUGAGCACCAAGCCAACCUAUGGCCAAGGCAAUCUACGGCUAAGAAACGAAGAUGCUCUCAAAAAGACGCUCAAAUGUGAAAAUGAUUUUUAUUUGAAGUUGGGUCGGGAUUUCUUAGAGUCUAACAUUUCACUGGAUUUGUUUUGCACGGGAUCUGCUUUCGUGGACCUGGUUUCUGUUGCUCAGCCCGUGAAAGCAACCUCAGGCUUUCUCAAGUAUUAUCCCAAUUUCGUGUUAGAAAAGGACGAAUUUACUUUUGUGAAUGACAUCUUGCACAGCGUGGCCAACACGGUGGGUUAUGGUGCGCAAUUAAAAGUCCGCUGCUCCUCGGGGCUUUCCAUAUACAACUAUUACUCGGAUGCAGUCGACAACACAAACCGUGAUCCGGUUAUACCUGUUCUGCAUCAAGACACCACCUUGAAUGUUCUUUUCAAGUAUGACGGUCAGCUUCCCAGCUCCGCCGAUGUUCAUUUUCAGUGCGCCGUCCUAUACACUGAUAUAGAUGGCGUGAGGAAAGUGAGGUCUUUAAAUGUUUCCGGCGCCGUGAGCGAGAACGUUAACGAAGUGUUCAAGUUUGUCAACCAAGACGCCGUCGUUAGCAUUAUCGUGCACGACAUGUUAACCACGCUGGCCGACUGUGAUUUCGCGCAGAAACGGAAGACGAUAGACGAUAAGUUGGUGGAUAUUCUCACGCAGUACCGCGGUCUGGUUUCGGGUUCAUCCUCGACCCAACUGGUGUUACCAGACUCGUUGAAGACACUCGCAGCUUAUCUCCUGUCUUUCGAGAAAACCGAGCUCAUGAAAAACAACUCUAAGUCGGCAAAUGGCAAUGCGCGGGUCUACGACAUGUUCCAGUGGUACACGUUGAACCUAGCCCAAAUGUUGUUCAAGCUGUACCCGCAGAUUUUGCCACUGCACGAACUCCUGCAGGAGAGCGACUACACAUUCUACGACCAGAAUGAGAUACUACUUCAGGCCACCCCAUCGGAAGCCUUGAGCGUGCGUGCCGGUCGCCGCGAGCUGGUCGACGGUGGGUGCUACCUUAUUUUUGACGGGACUUCGGUGUACCUGUGGUUCAACGAGAACACAAACUCCCAUCUGCUGAAAGACUUGCUGGACGUUGACACCGCCACCACCAAGCACCACGAAAUUAGCUUGCCGGGGAAUACGCUUCCCGUGGUGGACAGCAGCAUCAACGGAAAGGCGCGCAAUUUGGUUAAAAACUGGUCCCAACUUGUUGGCCGCUCCUUCGCUCCGGUAAUCCCGUUGAGACCCCACAUCGACAGCCACUACGCCCACACUAUGGCCUCGCUGCUAUGCGAGGACAAGUCCAUCGAAAUGAUUGAAAGCUACGAUAAUUACCUCGUGCUGCUGCACAAGCGAAUCAAAGAAAAGAUGAAAAACGACGACUACACCAAGCUGUCGCACGGGAAAGACCACGAGCACAUCGGCCAGAAAUUCAUCCAGUUUUAG
This is a messenger RNA of Lachancea dasiensis, 2706 nucleotides long. Lineage: Eukaryota; Fungi; Ascomycota; Saccharomycetes; Saccharomycetales; Saccharomycetaceae. The record is from the annotation of a GenBank genome assembly.